UCGAUCCAUACAAAACGAUCCAGCGUAAAGCGUGCGUACAAUGUGUAACGUGCGGCCGGUGGAAUUUAAUUUUAUUCUACAAAACUGAUUAAGCCGAAAGGAAAGGCAGUUUAUCGACAUGAUCCCUGCUUUAAGGGCUCGUCUAACCUUCUGCCGGACACAAUCGUUGAUAUGUGGAGCGUUGAGGAGUCAACAGCACAGUACAACAGCUUCAAGUCCAGUGGCUAAGUCGGAAACAACCGAAGCACCAUUAGAUGAAGACAUGCCACACUUUGACAUGCCAAACCCUUAUCAGAGGGAAGGACGGAAGUGCAUUUUAUGCAAGCACAACAUCGAUGUCGACUAUAAGAAUGUGAAGUUACUGAGCCAGUUUGUGUCAUCUUACACCGGCAAGAUAUACGAGAAACACAUCACCGGCCUCUGCGAAAAGCAGCAACGGAGGGUCAAGACGGAGAUCUUCAAAGCUCGCAAAUGCGGUCUGAUGCCACAUUACCUCAAGAUGGCCAAGUUCCUCAAGGAUCCCAGGCUGUUCGAUCCCUUCAACCCAAGCCGGCCAAAUCCCCACUGAGACAUGGCAUGGGUUUUGUAGAGUUUCAUUUCAAGAAUAAAACUUGCAAGUAAUCGUGA
Ixodes scapularis (black-legged tick) is the source of this 627-nucleotide messenger RNA. RefSeq names its product 28S ribosomal protein S18c, mitochondrial (gene mRpS18C). NCBI's taxonomy places the organism in Eukaryota, Metazoa, Arthropoda, Arachnida, Ixodida, Ixodidae. The transcript is spliced from 5 exons. Gene Ontology annotation, biological process: mitochondrial translation. Gene Ontology annotation, molecular function: structural constituent of ribosome; small ribosomal subunit rRNA binding. The coding region runs from base 119 to 568 and encodes 149 amino acids. The record is from RefSeq and is a predicted model, not a curated record. Gene Ontology annotation, cellular component: mitochondrial small ribosomal subunit; ribosome.